AUCAGCGGCGACGCCAAGGGUGCGCCCAACGGCGACCGCUGUCACCUCUGGACGACCGUCACAACGCGUCGCCAUCCCGCGCAGGAAUGGCUGCUGGAAGGUCCUUUGAUCAAGUCAAUCAAAGACACGACCAAGUGCAUCCAUGUAGCGAGCGGCGCGUCCCCAGGCACAUUUAACGGUGACGUGUGCCACCUCUGGCGCACCGUGCCGGGUGCCCACGCCGCUCAAGAGUGGUCGUUCGAUGGCAAGCGCAUCGUGUCGGCAAAAGAUUCGACCAAGUGCAUUCACGUGGCCAGCGGCAUGGCGCACCCGUCGUUCAACGGCGAUGUGUGCCAUCUCUGGGACGUCCAACCCGGCGACUACCCUGCACAGGAGUGGACGCUCGUCCCCGUCGCCGAGGCGUAA
Molecule: messenger RNA, 405 nt
Organism: Saprolegnia parasitica CBS 223.65
Lineage: Eukaryota; Oomycota; Saprolegniomycetes; Saprolegniales; Saprolegniaceae
Exons: 1
Source: RefSeq, a predicted model, not a curated record